Molecule: messenger RNA, 573 nt
Organism: Cuscuta epithymum
Lineage: Eukaryota; Viridiplantae; Streptophyta; Magnoliopsida; Solanales; Convolvulaceae
Source: the annotation of a GenBank genome assembly
UUUUGAAACAGACUAAGUUGAUAAUUUGGGAUGAAGCAACAAUGGCUAAUAAAUUUUGUUUUGAAGCACUAGACAGAAGCCUAAAUGACAUCAUCAACAAUGAUGGUGAUUCUAUUUCACCAUUCGGAGGAAGAGUGAUUGUCUUUGGAGGAGAUUUCAGACAAACUUUACCAGUUAUUCCUGGAGGAAGCCGUUCAGACAUUGUUAAUGCUACAAUCAAUUCUUCAUAUCUAUGGGAUGACUGUCAGGUAUUGUCUCUUACUAAAAAUAUGCGACUCCAAAACAAUUUGGAUAUGACAAGUGCUACUGAGCUCAAAGAAUUUUCAAAAUGGAUAUUGGAUGUGGGGGAUGGAAAAAUAUCAGAGCCAAACGAUGGUUAUGCAGAAAUAAAAAUUCCAGAUGAAUUCUUGAUUAAAGAAUCUGAUGAUCCAGUAGAUGCAAUAGUUCGUAGCACGUAUCCCAACUUGCUGGAGCAAUACCAAAAUGAGGAAUUUCUCAAGUCUAGAGUUGUCUUAGCAUCAACUAUUGAAAUUGUCGAUAAAAUUAACGACUAUGUUCUUUCAACGCUCCCAG